AGAAGGGAAGAAAGGAAAGAAACUCUGGAGGAGAGAGAGAGAGAGAGAGAGAGAGAGAGAAUGCAAACAGAAGAAAAAAAAUUCACAGAGAGAGAGCCUCACCCCUGAGAGGCGCCAAAGAUGGUCAAAGAGGUCCUCUCAGAUCAUCCUGCAAAGAGGCAGUAAUAGAAAAAAAAAAAAUUCUUAUUUUCUUGUAAAACUCUUCAGUUUUUAAAAUUCUUUUAAAUUAUUUCUUUCAUUGCUGCCUUUUUGAGUAUGUCUUAUCUUCCUCCCACAUAUCACCACCUCCAUUCUGAACUAAUUUUCUUAUUAAGGGGGAAAAAUAUCAAGUUACACCAGAAUUGAUAUCUUGCCCUCAAGAACAGCAGCUAUAGGCCCCCCUUCAGCCACUUAUUCAUGCUCCAAUUCAUUCUGAGGAGAUUAACCUGCUGAGCCAGGUUAUGUGCAUUUUAGAGGAAAGGGUGUAGAGAAAAUAUAUUGAAGCAAGGAUGAGGGACCCCGAUAUUGUCAUAGCCAAGAAAUGCGAAUUCUUUGUAUUUUUUUUUUUUUUUUUUGAAUGUAGUGUUGUGUAGAUAUUUGUAAAUAAAAGCAGAUACGCAGGAAUUAUAAUAGCUGCUCUUUUUUUUUUUUUUUUUUUUGUAAUCAUUAAGAAUUAAGGGGUGGUUUUGAAUAGGAAACCUGGCGAUUUUUUAUUAUCGUUGCUGCCUCUGCUGCCAUAAUUGGUUCACCAAGCGAUGGGGGGUAGAUGGAGCCCCAAUGGAUUCCGGUUCUUGUGGUUUUUUAUUUUGAUUCUUGGUCUUGAAAUUCAAGGGUAUUGGUCGCUUAAUAAUGAGGGGAUAGUUUUAUUGGAAUUUCGUGCAAGAGUGAGUUCUGAUCCUUCUGGUGCCUUUUCUAAUUGGAAUCCUAGUGACAAUAACCCUUGUCUAUGGCUUGGUGUCCACUGUGUGGCUGGCAAAGUGCAAAUAUUAGAUCUGAGUGGGCUUUCUUUGGAAGGGAUAUUGGCGCCUGAUCUUGGCAAGCUUAGUCACUUAAGAUCCCUUGUGCUCUGCGAAAAUCGUUUCUUUGGUACCAUUCCUGAAGAGAUCGGGGGACUCUCAAAGCUAGAGCUGCUGGAUUUGAGGAAUAAUAACUUCAGUGGAGCAAUUCCAGUUUCAAUAGGAAGAAUGUCUUCAUUAAAAUGCUUGUUGGUUUGUCAUGAUAAAUUCGAAGGCAGCAGUCCUCUGGAGAUUGCAGGGCUUUACUUAUUUUCCGAGUCACAAUUUGAUGAAAAUCUUGCAUGUGCUGCAGCCUCUGGCACUAGCUGUAUCAAUAGAAAGUUUGGAAAUGGUAUGUGGCAGAGCAGUUUGAAACGACUGAAUGAUGCUUAUUCAUUGAUAAUCCCAAUUAGAGGAGCUGUUAUACGUUACUUCAAUUCCUUGCCUCUGCAAUUGUUCAAGCUUGGAAAGGGUUCUCUGCAUGAAUGUGAUAAUAGUUGCUGUGAGAAGCUAGCCAGUUCAUCUGAGCCGCCUAUGGCCCAAAAUGUAGAGAUCCUAGUCAAUUUUGCACGUCGUAAACUAUUUGAAGAGUCUGGUAACCUCCCAGCUCCACCUGCUAGUAAUGGAUCCUCCACUCAACAGAUUAUUGCUUUACCAGCUAGCCAAAGUAGUGGGAGUUUUCCAGCUAUAUCAACUGCGAAGAAGACUCAACCUCCUGCACCCCCGAGUUCAAAAGGGUUCCAAAGUGAUUCUGUUUUCAGUUCAACUAAUAAUCAUUCUCCAAGGGAUGAAACUUUGAAAUGGAUUUAUUUCUUGAUUAUUCCAAUUAUGUUUGUCUUGGCCAUUAUUACUAUGUGCCUGCUGUGUAUGUGCCGUAAACGAGGAGUCGCAAACAUAGGUCCCUGGAAGACUGGAUUGAGUGGACAGCUACAGAAAGCAUUUGUUACAGGAGUUCCCAAGUUAAAUCGAGCAGAGCUGGAAACUGCUUGUGAGGAUUUCAGCAAUAUAAUUAACACUCUUCCGGGUAGCAUUAUUUAUAAGGGAACAUUGUCCAGUGGAGUUGAGAUUGCUGUUGCAUCAAGUUUGGUUGCUUCUUCCAAAGAUUGGUCAAAGAAUUUAGAAAUGUCCUACCGGAAAAGGAUUGAUACACUAUCUCGACUUAACCAUAAGAACUUUGUCAAUCUCAUUGGCUACUGUGAGGAGAAUUUACCUUUCAGUAGGAUGAUGGUAUUUGAAUAUGCUCCUAAUGGAUCCCUCUUUGAGCACCUGCAUGUUAAAGAAAUGGAACAUAUUGACUGGAGUGGAAGGAUGAGGAUUAUCAUGGGGGUCGCUUAUUGCUUACAGUAUAUGCACCAUGAUUUAAAUCCACCGUUGGCACAUACUCACUUGAGUUCGCAUGCUAUUUUUCUAACAGAUGACUAUGCGGCUAAGAUUGCUGAGGUUUGUUUCAUGCCACAUGCUCCCUCAAAGUCGAAGAGCUCAGGUGACAAUGCAUCGAAGCAUUUGACAAGACCGCCCAUGAACGAUAUCGAGGCAAAUGUCUAUUGUUUUGGGACUCUGUUGCUUGAGAUCAUUUCUGGGAAGCUCCAAUACUCGGAAGAACAAGGAUCCCUUGAGAAAUGGGCUGCUGAAUAUUUGAAUGACAAGCGGAGCGUCAGCUACCUGAUUGACCCAACCCUCAAGUCUUUCAAAAACAAUGAGCUUGACAUCAUCUGCGAGAUUAUCCAAGAGUGUAUACAACCAAAUCCGCCGCAAAGACCAACGAUGAGGGAUAUCGCUCCCAAGUUGAGGGGAGUGAUUGGUGUCUCACCUGAUCAAGCAACUCCAAGACUUUCUCCACUAUGGUGGGCUGAACUUGAGAUAUUAUCUGUUGAGACUACUUAAGUUCUUUCGGACACUCUUCUCUGUAUUGUAAGUCAAGGCUCUCCAGAAUUUCAUGCAAAAGUCUAAAUAAUUAGCUUUUUGAAGGGUGCUUUCCCCCACAUUAGAGAAUACCAUUAAUACACAGCUUCAACGCCACAUUUUUCGUUUCAUUGAAUCUAUAUUUGCCCCAUGAUUGCACUAUAUUGAUUUUUUUAAGAAAAAAAAAGAUGACCCUAGAAAAUUUCCAUCAGAACUGGAGUGUAAUAUAUUUGUUUCCUUGAUGGGGUAAUGUGCUCCCAGCUAGUUCAUGUCAAAUGCAUUUUGUGAUUGAAGUUUGUGGUGUAAAAAACCAACAUAGCACUAGUGAACAUAUUAAUUGUAAAGCUUACUUUUAAGUAUAGGCUGUUAGAAUUCUCAGGAUUCCUUACUUUCCUCAGCGUAUUUGCUGUUCUUUGCACUUGGGACUUGAGAUGGAGGCAGUGAAAGCAGAGCUCUUUAGGAUAUUGUAAUUUGGUGUACAUUUUUGCUGUGUUUUUGCACAGGAUUUUAUGUUAAAACAGGAUUAUUGUAAAGGGUUACCAUUUUUUUUUUUACAA
Molecule: messenger RNA, 3433 nt
Organism: Manihot esculenta (cassava)
Lineage: Eukaryota; Viridiplantae; Streptophyta; Magnoliopsida; Malpighiales; Euphorbiaceae
Product: protein MALE DISCOVERER 2
Exons: 14
Coding region: 735-2858 (707 amino acids)
Biological process (GO): protein phosphorylation
Molecular function (GO): protein kinase activity; protein binding; ATP binding
Source: RefSeq, a predicted model, not a curated record